UGUCCUUGUAUUACGAAGGCUUCAUCUCAGAUGCUCUGGCAUAACUUUCAUAAUAUUCAAGAGCGUAUUGCAGAAAGCCAAUUAUUUACUAAUGUAACGCGGUCUUUGAGGACGGCUUGGUUUGCGACCACAGACACCGGUUUUAAACCGGCAGUGCACUCCGGCACCUCAUUCAGUUCAGACGUUCACGCAUUUCGCAUAAAAUAAAAAACGUUAAAUUAUAAAAUGCUUGAAUACGUAACGCGCGUGAUUGUGUUUUAAAUACUUCAACGUGAAGUAGUUAAAAUAUUUCGACCUUAUUAACAUAUUUGUGAAAAAUGAAUGAAUCUGUGGCAGUGUCGAAUGACACUUGGCAAUGGUACAAGGAAGUGAUUUGGUCAUGGAUGGAAGACACCAGAGCGGAGGAGUUCGAGGGGCUAAAUAUGACCAAGCUGAAGAUGGAUCAGGCCUACAUGGUCGGAGUUUCCACUAGAGACGUGUACGUGUAUAGUGUUUCGGAUGAUUGCUUUAGAUGCCCGUUCGAGCUGCAACACAAUUUGUCAGCGGGGACGGAGUCCUCGUGGGUGAUCAACACAGCGCGGCGGUCAACGUGGCGGGUUUAUUCCGAAAUCACCGACAAAUAUGCCGUUGCUGCAGACGCUAAAGGUCUGCUGUGCCAACUCAGGCCUGAGAUGGGAGAGUUCGGGGUGUACAGACUGAACGCCACCGAGGAAGGCUGUGACAUCCGAACUGUCAGAGAACCCGUCGAUAUUUAUAUGCCUCUACUCGUUCUUUUUGGCGUUUUGCUUGCGGCAUGGGUGUUGUACGGAAUUGGUAAACUGAUAAUGUCGCGAGUGAGGAAGACGGGCAAAUUACGGUACGGAGACAAGGAGCUGGCGAUCCAACAGAGAUUACGAGCCCUAGACACCUUCAGAGGAAUCGCUAUCGUCUUCAUGAUCUUCGUGAAUGACGGCGCUGGUGGUUACUGGUGGUUGGAACACGCUACCUGGAACGGCUUGGUGGCAGGGGACUUGGUGUUCCCUGCCUUCCUCUGGAUCAUGGGCGUCUGCAUUCCACUGUCGGUCAAGAGCGCCUUCGCCAAGGGCGUGCCGAGGUGGAAGAUCGUUAUGCACAUUGUGCGGCGUUCAUGCAUGAUGUUCCUGCUGGGCAUGUCACUGAACACGAUUUACGGUUCGAACAUGCUUCAAGAGUUGCGCAUAUUUGGCGUGUUGCAGCGUCUUGCUGUGUCAUACUUGAUUGCCGCUGGCUUCUAUGCUUUGACUGCGCCUAAAUACUACACUCCUCCUAGGGGUGCAUGCGGGCAGGCGUUAAAAGACGUGCUCUCUUGCGUGUGGUGCUGGGUCCUGGCGGCUGUGUUGGUGGCGGCUCACACUGCCAUCACGUUCAUAGUCCAUCACGAACAAUGUCCAGCUGGUUACCUCGGCCCGGGUGGAAAACACGACGAAUGGGCAGCUCCUGGCUGCAGCGGCGGUGCUGCCGGCUACAUCGAUCGACUGCUGCUAGGCGAAUCACAUCUGUAUCAGAACAGUGACGCGCGACGGGUUUAUGGUGGAGACCCUACGGACCCUGAAGGACUUUUAGGCUGUUUAACGUCAGCAGUUCAAGCGCUUCUGGGAGUUCAGGCAGGAGCCACGGUGUUGCUACAGCGGUCGCAUAAGGCGCGCAUCUCCAGGUGGUUAGCCUGGUCUCUGGUGUUCGCUGUAGCAGGCGCCUUGUUAGCUGGUUUCUCAAGAGAACACGGAGUUAUUCCCAUCAAUAAGAAUCUUUGGUCUACGUCAUUCGUGCUGGUAACAACAGCCUGCUGCUUGGUUCUUUUGAGUCUGUGCUACACUCUGACUGACGCUUGGAGGCUGUGGGGUGGAGGACCCUUCAGGGCUCCAGGUCUCAACGCCAUCGCCUUGUAUGUUGGCCACUCUCUGUGCGCCCACUUAUUCCCCUUCCAUUGGAAAAUUCCAAACAUGCAAACCCAUUCUAUCCGGCUCAUAGAAGCGGUUUGGGGAACUGCCUUGUGGGUCAUUAUAGCCCACAUAAUGGCCAAGAAAAAGGUGUUUAUUACUCUAUGAAUUAAAUUUUGUACAGACUUAGUUUUAUCAGUUUCUAGCAUUUUAUAUUAUUGUAAUCUUAAGUGAUAUUUUUACGGUACAUUUUAAAAUGAAUAUGAAAUUACUUCGUAAAAACUUUUGGCAUUAUAAUUUGUAUUUCAAAUUUGGAAUCUAUAACAAAUCUAUAUUUUAUAUUAUCUAUGAUUAUUUCAUUUAAGUGAAUAUCUAAAAGUUCUUAUAUUGUCAAUAGACUAAGAAUUGAAAUAAGACUGACCAUGCAUGUAAAAUACAGGUGCUGUAAAGGUUCUAGAAUAUUUCGAGUUUUCACGUUAUAAAAUUCUAGUCUCGUUUGUUUAAAACAAAUAUUUAAAAACAAGAUUCUGUUCUAAUCCUCUGAGUGAUAAGACAUAAGGAUAAGUAAGCAUGCCUUUAAUUAAAUUCUUAUUUACAUA
This is a messenger RNA of Manduca sexta (tobacco hornworm), 2494 nucleotides long. It is a transcript of the gene Hgsnat, whose product is annotated as heparan-alpha-glucosaminide N-acetyltransferase. The coding region runs from base 318 to 2063 and encodes 581 amino acids. The record is from RefSeq and is a predicted model, not a curated record. The transcript is spliced from 10 exons. Lineage: Eukaryota; Metazoa; Arthropoda; Insecta; Lepidoptera; Sphingidae.